Molecule: messenger RNA, 1796 nt
Organism: Xenia sp. Carnegie-2017
Lineage: Eukaryota; Metazoa; Cnidaria; Anthozoa; Malacalcyonacea; Xeniidae
Product: putative ferric-chelate reductase 1
Exons: 16
Coding region: 152-1504 (450 amino acids)
Source: RefSeq, a predicted model, not a curated record
UCAGUCAAGUGGACUUUUCGCCAGCGCUGCUUGUAUGUUGCCCGCUAUCUAAUCUAUUCUCAAUGUUGUGAAUUCUCGUUGGCCGCGGCUUUUCGAAGAAUGUCACGAGAAAGAAAUCAUUGUGUAAUGUAAUAUACUAUCCAAUGAUGAAAUGAUGGCAACUUUUUUGUUGAAGCUGUUUAACUGCGUUGAAAAAGACAAAAGAUACAUUAAUAUGGUUCCUAACAUGUUGAUCUUGUAUUUUCUGCAAUAUUUCAUCAAAGCUACUGAGAGCAUUUCAACUGUUGGAUGUGGUGAAACAAAGGGAUGUUUGCGUUCCCUAAAUAAUUGCAAUGGUAAUGACUGUGAUUUUGUUGCUACCUACACUCUCCAACCAAGAAACUUGAUUCAGUUUGAACUCUUUGGAAAGGACUCAGACUGGGUUGCCAUUGGAUUUAGCGACGACCAGUCUAUGCCAAACACUCAUUCUGUGUCCUGCUACGUGGUUAACGGGAGAGUUAUUAUAAGAAGUGCAUAUUUGCGUUUUAAAAGUUCACCUAGUUAUGAUGAGGAAAAUGAGUUGGAUCUCGUCAAUAGUUCUGCCACAGGAAAUAUAGGUUGCAGGUUUAACUAUCCUGUACUUCCUUCGAGUGUAAACUUACGUCGUCUUGAUGAGAAGGUUUUCCUACUUUAUGCCAAAGGGAAAGUUGACUCGUCCGGCUCGCCAUUACGACAUUCCACUUCUCAGUCAGGCCGAGGAUUCUCUCAGAGUCGUGUUAAUGUUACAAAGUUAAGCGACGUCACUGCAGAUGCUCCAAGUAAACUGAAAAAAAAGGUUCAUGGUUCACUCAUGGCUACUUUUUGGAUUCUCUUCGCUUCCUGGGGGUUAUUUUUAGCUCGAUAUAAUCGAGGUAAUUGGCCAGAUACAAAAAUACUUGGAACUCCAGUUUGGUUUCAGGUUCAUCGUUUACUUAUGAUCAUUGUGGUAGCUGGAACUAUUUCUUCAAUGGUUGUUAUUGUUGAAGACCUUGAUGGAAAAAUCACCAAUCUUGGAAAAACAGCGGAAGCCCACGCAUAUAUUGGUUUUAUUGUUCUUUGUCUGGCUGUAUUGCAACCUUUAGUUGCUUUAUUUAGACCUAAUCCUGAAUCAACCAAUCGUUGGAUCUUCAACAUUUUUCAUCGAUUAUUUGGUUUCUCCACCUUUGUGCUAGCAUUCAUUACUGUCUUACUUGGCCUGGAAAUCUUUGAAGAAAAUGACAAUAAAGGUUUUUAUACAGUAAUCGGCUAUGGUGGGUUUUUGGCUGUUGUCUUAGUUACUAUGGAGAUUUCAAAGUGUUUUACCAAUCAAACUGAGCAAACUGUAGUAAAAGCUGACGAUCCUGGUGGAAUGACGAUGGAAACAACCAUUGUUACAAAUAUUUACCAUCCCAUGCUUUCACAAGUUUUUCUGGUUGUUUUGAGUUUUGUGUCUUUGGCUGUGACUGUGACAGUCAUUUACUACAUCAAUGAUGACGAAGAUGAGUAAGAAGAUGUGUUUACAUCAUUUUUUCACGAUGCUUUUUAACUAUUUCAUUUUAUUAUGAUUUCAAGAACGUUUUUAUUAAGAACUGUCGCAUAUAUUUUGUCACUGAUUAUAUACAGUAAAUAUAGAAUUAUAAACAAUUACUAUGGAUGUAGCUGUUCCUUACCACGGGUAUCGACUAAUUAGAAAUCGCGUUAUACAUGUUAUUUAUAAAAGGAUUAUUUGUCUUUCUGUAAAUAAUCUUAAUUAAAUAAUAGCAGACACAUUUUCAUAUACAUGUUUUUAUAUACUCUAA